AUGCGCGUGCAUACUUUUUCUAAAGUAGUGGGGUACAAAUUGGUAUCACAGACCAGCAGUUGCAGUGUGAACAGUUUUGUCUUAUCUACAGUGGCUGCCGAAUUUAAAAACAGCAGAGCAACUUUAGCAUUUGUCAAAAAUCCUCUUAAUGCUACGAUAACCGAGUUGAAAUUUUCUCCUUUUGAAAUUGACAUUGGUAGCUUUGAAAUACAAUUGCUGGAUUUAAAAAACAAGGAGAUAUGGCGCUCUAAAUUCGAACGUCUUUGUGUUGAAUUGGAAAUAUUGGAGAAGAAAAAACGGGAUCUUGGUUCACAACACAAGUGGUCUGCAUUGAAUGACCUGGAGAAGGAAAACAUGAUCAUUUUCAAGACUUGGAAUAGUAUCCCUGACUCUUAUGAUCAGCUGAAAAAGCUCACGUUUGCUGUUCUUUCCCUUUUCGGUUCUACAUAUAUGUGCGAACAAUCUUUGUCAAGCAUGAGCAUUAUAAAGAGUAAACUGAGAAGUCGUCUUAUUGAUUAG
Messenger RNA from Nezara viridula (southern green stink bug), 519 nucleotides. The record is from the annotation of a GenBank genome assembly. Lineage: Eukaryota; Metazoa; Arthropoda; Insecta; Hemiptera; Pentatomidae.